Triticum turgidum subsp. durum (durum wheat) is the source of this 546-nucleotide messenger RNA. The record is from the annotation of a GenBank genome assembly. NCBI's taxonomy places the organism in Eukaryota, Viridiplantae, Streptophyta, Magnoliopsida, Poales, Poaceae.
AUGCUCUACGACCUCUACUCCGCGGGGCGCAACGAGCGGCUCAAGCACAAGCAUGGCUCGUACGCCGCCGGCGAGGAGGAGGCGAGGGCCAUGGCCAAGGGCCCUUGCGUGGCCGUGGAGCUGUCCAAGUGGCGGGGCGCCAAGAAGGCCGGGGCCCCCGAGCCCCUGCUGAGGAGGUCGAUGCCGGCAGCAGCAGCAGCAGAGUUCUCGCAGAGCUACAGGGCCAGCGGUAGCCUGAGCGCCAUGUGGUCCUCGCUGAGGAUUCAAAUCCGUGAGAAUUCAACAGACGGAUCAGUACACCAACCCGACAACGCCCUUGGCGUGCACGACCCUGCCACGACGAGCUUCCACGCCCCGACCUGCUUCGGCGCCCAGAUCCCCGGCACACGUGAACGACGACGGCUGCUCGUCCUGCCGCGCCGGCGCAAGGUGAGUGGCUUCUGUGAGGUUCUCUCUACUAAUUCAAUCAAUUGCCAUGAAUUCGGUUACAAGCUGGAGAUACAGGAGGAAGAGAUAGAGAUUACAGAAGGCGAAGGAGGAAGAUGA